This is a messenger RNA of Lipotes vexillifer (Yangtze River dolphin), 1248 nucleotides long. It is a transcript of the gene SLC35E3, whose product is annotated as solute carrier family 35 member E3. The record is from RefSeq and is a predicted model, not a curated record. The coding region runs from base 237 to 1178 and encodes 313 amino acids. NCBI's taxonomy places the organism in Eukaryota, Metazoa, Chordata, Mammalia, Artiodactyla, Lipotidae. The transcript is spliced from 5 exons.
GAGCGCGCGGGACGUGCUGCCGCGUAGUCGCCGGCUGAAUGGGCGGUGGCAGAGCGUGUGUGAUCCGCUGAGGCUGCAGCUUGCCUGGGACCCAGAGGUUGCAUGCCUCUUCCCGGCCGGACCGUAAAGCCGGGGGCUGCGAGGACGCGGCGGCGGCGGCGGAGGAGGCAAAGGGCAGCUGGAGAUAGGCCGGGCGCCCCUUGCCGAGGGUGAAGGGCCCCGGCUCCGCGGGGGUCAUGGCAGCUCUGGCCGACAGAGUACGAGGCAGAGGGCGCAUCGCCGCCGGGCUCCUGCUCAACCUACUGGUGUCCAUCUGCAUCGUGUUCCUCAACAAAUGGAUCUAUGUCCACUACGGCUUCCCCAACAUGAGCCUGACCCUGGUGCACUUCGUGGUAACUUGGCUGGGCUUGUACAUCUGCCAGAAACUGGACAUGUUUGCCCCCAAAAGUCUGUCGCCUUCCAAGCUCCUCCUCCUGGCCCUCAGCUUCUGUGGCUUCGUGGUCUUCACCAACUUAUCUCUGCAGAACAACACCAUAGGCACCUAUCAGCUGGCCAAGGCCAUGACCACGCCGGUGAUCAUAGUCAUCCAGACCUUCUGCUAUAAGAAAACCUUCUCCACCAAAAUACAGCUCACGCUGAUCCCUAUAACUGUAGGUGUAAUCCUAAAUUCUUAUUACGAUGUGAAGUUUAAUUUCCUUGGAACGGUGUUUGCUGCUCUUGGUGUUUUAGUUACAUCCCUUUAUCAAGUGUGGGUAGGAGCCAAACAGCAUGAAUUGCAAGUAAACUCGAUGCAGCUGCUGUACUACCAGGCCCCGAUGUCAUCUGCCAUGUUGCUGGUCGCCGUGCCCUUCUUUGAGCCGGUGUUCGCAGAAGGAGGAAUAUUUGGUCCCUGGUCAGUCUCUGCUUUGCUGAUGGUCCUGCUCUCUGGAGUAAUAGCUUUCAUGGUGAACUUAUCGAUUUAUUGGAUCAUUGGGAACACUUCACCAAUCACCUAUAACAUGUUUGGACACUUCAAGUUCUGCAUUACUUUAUUUGGAGGAUAUGUUUUAUUUAAGGAUCCAUUGUCCAUUAAUCAGGGUCUUGGCAUGUUAUGUACACUAUUUGGCAUUCUUGCCUAUACCCAUAUUAAACUCAGUGAACAGGAAGGAAGUAAGAGUAAAUUGAUGCAACGUCCUUAAUUAGGUUUUCAUAGAGAAAAGAAAGUCGCCUGAAGAAGAUAAAAAAAAAGUAUUAAGUGUGCAAGUUACU